Messenger RNA from Lepisosteus oculatus (spotted gar), 4830 nucleotides. RefSeq names its product component of inhibitor of nuclear factor kappa B kinase complex (gene chuk). The record is from RefSeq and is a predicted model, not a curated record. Gene Ontology annotation, biological process: positive regulation of transcription by RNA polymerase II; tumor necrosis factor-mediated signaling pathway; peptidyl-serine phosphorylation. Gene Ontology annotation, cellular component: cytoplasm; IkappaB kinase complex. Gene Ontology annotation, molecular function: ATP binding; IkappaB kinase activity. Lineage: Eukaryota; Metazoa; Chordata; Actinopteri; Semionotiformes; Lepisosteidae.
CUUCUGGGAAAGUCCAAAGCGCCGCAUCUGAAGGGCGGAGGGGAGGUAGAGAUUACUGCUGGGAAGCGGGGAGGAAAGGGGGCAAAAUUGCAGAAAAGGGGGGUGGGGGGGUUUAAACCUGUUCAGCGCCUGUCGCGGUAUCGAGAAAGCGGUUCCCCCGUGAGCAUGGGGCAGACCGACAGCGGCUGACGGACGGGAAGCGGGCUUGUUUACAUGCAGCAGGCCGGCGGCCUCGGGUCUGGCAUCCGGCUGCGAGGGGAGACAUGAGCGGGCCGCUGUGACUGCGCGCUGUCAGAGCUCUUGGCCCGGAGGCUGCUUGCCGACUAAAUCUCAUUGUGUGAACAUAACAGAGCAGAGAAUGGAGAAACCGCCGUUCAGGCAGAAUCAGGUGUGCGGAUUGUGGGAGAUGAAGGAGAAACUGGGAACGGGAGGAUUCGGCCAUGUGUAUUUGUACCAGCAUCUGGAGACAGCCGAGAAGAUUGCUGUCAAGUCGUGCCGCUUGGAGCUGACUCAGAAGAACAAAGAAAGAUGGUGCCGGGAAAUACAAAUCAUGAAGAAGCUUAAUCAUCCCAAUGUAGUGACAGCCCGGGAAGUGCCAGAGGAAAUGACAAACAUAGCCUUUAAUGACCUCCCACUCUUAGCAAUGGAAUAUUGCUCCAAGGGAGAUCUUCGUAAGAUGUUGAACAAGCCAGAGAAUUGCUGUGGAUUGAAAGAGAGUGAAGUGCUCUCCUUGCUCAGUGACGUUGGGUCCGGCAUCCAGUAUUUGCAUGAAAAUAAAAUUAUACACAGGGAUCUUAAACCAGAGAACAUAGUUCUUCAGGAUGUUGAUGGAAAGUUAGUCCACAAAAUAAUUGAUCUGGGGUAUGCCAAGGACCUGGAUCAAGGGAGUCUUUGCACAUCGUUCGUGGGAACGCUGCAGUACCUGGCCCCCGAGCUGUUUGAGAACAAGCCGUACACCGUGACAGUGGACUACUGGAGCUUCGGCACAAUGAUCUUUGAAUGCAGCUGUGGUUUCCGUCCUUUUCUGCAUAAUCUCCAGCCCAUCCAAUGGACCACAAAAGUGCGUAACAAAGGCCCAAAGGACAUCAUGGCUGUUGAAGAAAUGAAUGGGGAAGUCAAGUUCUCCACCCACUUGCCUUACCCUAAUAACCUCAGCAGGACAAUGUUGGAGCCUCUUGAAAGUUUGUUACAGCUGUUGCUGCGAUGGGACCCUGUGCAGAGAGGAGGGCCUGUACACUCUGACACAAAUCAGCCUCAGUGCUUUGUUCUUCUGGAUAUGAUUUUAAACAUGAAGGUUGUGCACAUAUUAAACAUGACCUCUGCCAAAAUCCACUCGUUUCAACUGAGCCCAGAAGAGGGACUCCACUGUCUUCAGCAGCGCAUUGAAUUGGAGACUAGCAUUGAGCAUCUGAACCAGGAGCUGCUGCUUGAAACUGGGGUCUCCCUGGACCCCAGGAAGCCUGCAGCUCAGUGUGUCCUGGAUGGAUUUAGAGGAUGGGACAGCUACAUAGUUUACCUGUUUGACAAAAGCAUGACUGUAUAUUCGGGACCUUUUGCGGCCAGAAAACUACCAGAUAAUGUCAAUUUUAUAGUCCGGGAAUCCAGAACACAGUUGCCCAACAGCUCACUGAGGAAAGUUUGGGGUGAAGCAGUGAGUUACAUCUGUGGACUGAAGGAAGACUACAGCCGCCUUUUCCAGGGACAGAGAGCAGCAAUGCUGAGCCUCCUUCGGUACAAUACCAACCUCACAAGAUACAAAAACCUGAUGUUUUCAGUCUCUCAGCAGUUAAAAGCUAAGCUAGAUUUCUUCAAGACCAGUAUCCAGUAUGACUUGGAAAAAUACAGCGAUCAGAUGCAGUAUGGCAUAUCUUCUGAGAAGAUGCUGAAAGCUUGGCAAGAGAAUGAGGAGAAGGCAGCUAACUUUGGACAGGUUGCGGAAAUCAGCCAUUUAGAUGAAGAAAUAAUGUCUCUGCACUCUGAGAUUGUUGAGCUGCAGAGAAGCCCAUAUGCAAGGCGUCAGGGAGAUGUCAUGGAGCAGCUUGAAGAGAAAGCAAUUGACCUCUACAAGCAGCUUAAGUUGAAAUGUAAAGCAGAAUCCCAACAUGGCUACAGCGACAGCUCUGAGAUGGUCAAAGUCAUUGUCCAAACGGUGCAGAACCAAGACCGAGUCCUGAGAGACCUGUAUGCACACUUAAGCAAGAUCUUAUCUAGCAAGCAGAAGAUAAUCGAUUUGUUCCCAAAGAUUGAGAAAGCCCUUGAGAACAUUAAGGAAGCUGACAACAUGGUGAUGCAGAUGCAGAUGAAGAGACAGAGAGAAUUCUGGCAUUUGCUGAAGAUUGCUUGUGCUCAGAAUUCAUCGCGAACCCUUAUAAAUCCAAGUCUGGAGGCGUCCAGCUCGCCACGGGUCUCAGCAUGGACACAGCAUGGGCAGCCCAUCAGUUCACCAAAUCCACUCACAUCCUUACAUGGACCAAAUGACAGUGACUCAGUGCCUCGCUUACUAGAAGAGAAUCAGAUGUAUCUUAGCCAGCUGACGAGCCUGAUGCAGGAAACCACUGAGGAGCAAGUGAAAAGUAUAAUGGAUCAAGAUUGGAGCUGGACAAAAUAUGAAGCUCUGUCCAUGAAAAGGACGAAAAUGUAAACUUUUGCAGCAGUGUGGCUUUCAGACAAAUGUUCUGACUUCCUCAUCUGUUAACACUAAUGGUAUUUGUUUUGAAAUCUGUUUACCAGCACUUCCCCCUUGUUAUCAGAGCAUAGUUUAUUUCAGGCAUGAGCUUCCCAGUCUCUCGGUUGUUUUGAAGCAAGAUGAUGUUCCUUUGUGGACGCUUGAACGUGCGUUCUGAUGAGGUGCAGCAGAAAAGAGCAGUGCGCAGUACAUCGUCAGUAAUGGGCUUUAUCUCCCCAAGCGUUUGCCUGAAGUCUGCUUGCACAAAGAGGUGUCAGAAAAUUCUUCUUCCAAGCUGAAGAUGUGAUCUGACAUCGUGUACUCUGUGCAUUUUCGUUUCUGAACCGAACCACUAUGAAGGACGGAAUAAAUAUAAGCACGUAAUGCAAAAAAAACUUUUCUCCUUGCUACCUUGUGCAUUUUCUCAUGGUUCCUUUUUAGAAAAUAGUAGGACACUUAUCAAAAUUUACAGAAUUAACAGAAUCUGAUUUUUGUGGGCCGCUUCAAUUGGUGUUGGUGGGGGUGGGGAGGAAUAAUGCUGUAGUAUCGUAUUAAACAGUGAAAUUUUUCAUGAUCUGAAAAUGCACUUUAAAAGUUCACUGUGAACUUAAGUGGAGGAUGUGUCUUUACCAGUGGAAUAGUCACUGGAGUAUUUUAUUACCCCACAUAUAACUAUAAUUUCUUUACUGUCUGUAGUAGUUUUUUCAGAUCUGUUUCUAGGCUUGUUUGUAUCUCUGACUGCUUUUAUAAGUCAAAAGUGGAUUUAGGCAGUACAUGACUUUCUCUUCAGGGAAUGUUAAAGUAGACGUUUGUAGUCGCAUAUAAUUGUGUGCACAUACAGCUUUUAAAAUUGCAAUUGAAUACUUAUUUAUUGGUCUGAUUUCUAAGUAGUAGUUUGCUUCAUAUAGUCCUUCUAUGGAAUGACUGUCAGAACUGUCUUAAAACAGUCCUUCAGACAGAAGUAAAGGUUUUUCUUUACACCUGUAUAGAACUGCACAGCUGACAAAUCUUUAUAUAAUCUUAUUGCAGUGUUAGUGUUGAGGAAUUCGUCUACUACGUAAACAGAAUUUGACAGAAAACUGAUUUUGUAAGAUUUUCAGUUUGAAACUGGGUAAGGGAAAAUGUUAACUUGCAGUAUUUAGAAGAUGAGCAUUCAUGAGAAACCGGACUUUAAUGUGCCGUUCUGUAAAAUUCAAGGGGAAAGAAUUUGUAGAUAAUUAUUUUUUCUUUUAUUCUUCCACUUUUAAAGGCCAUUUUUUCUCAUAAGACACAUCAUCAUUAGUUGUAUUAAUUUAUUUGACAUUUUUAAAAAGUGACUUAUAUUCAUUCCUGUUUACACUGCUGGGCCUUUUACUGCAGCAAUCUGAGUGAAUUGCCUUUCUCAAGGAUACAGCUAGCAGACAUGAUGAUAAAUUGAUAAUACUGGUAGUUUUAAUCAAUGGUCAGAUUUCACUGUGGUAUCUGAAACCUUACCUUAAUCCUCACAGUUCAGAACAGUCUGCCUGUUAAAUGCCCGGGCCAUUUCAAGACUGUUUCAGGUCCUGCCACUGGGGGAGCUCCACCAUUGCAGGGUUAUGUUACCUCUGACAUGUGUCCUGUAAUUGUGAGCUCACAGAUCUCUCUUGUGCUUGCUGAAAUGCCUGUGAACAGUGUUUUCUGUUUGUUCCAUUGUCAAACAGCAGUUGUGAAGCCUUACUAUAACCAUAAAUGAAGCAGUGCCACCCAGAAUUCAAAACGGUUCAACUCCAGGAGAGCUGUCAAGACCAAGUACAUAUUUUCACAGACUUCAAGUUUUGGAGUCAUAAGCUGCAAGAUUUACAAAGCAACUUCAGUUACUUUUAAUAUUUCUACAUAUUUGCUACUGAAAAGGACAUGGAAGUGGAGUUUGCUCUUUGAAAGGAAAUUUGCAGUUGUAAAAAUAGUUUCUUAUUGUAAUGCAAUGGACGUUUUUUUUGUUAUUAGUCCAUAAGAUGCAUCUUUUAGAUGAAUUUAUGCUGCUUUGCUUUGAAGAGCUACACACCUGAUAAUGUGUAACAUGUAAUUUUAUACUGUUUGGGAAUUGUUAAAUGAUGGAAUUGUACAGUUUUGAAAGUGUGUACACCAGUUUGAUUGUAAAUGUGUAAAAAUGCAUAUUAUUGUGAUUAAUUAAAUAUGUAAUACCACAA